AUGCAUAUAAUGCUCGUUUUCUUGUCGGCCCAAGGUCACUUAAACCCUGUGCUCCAGUUUGCAGGGCACCUUGCCUCGAGGGGUAUCACCAUCACCCUUGCAACCACCACCACCGGCCGAGAGCGCAUCCUCAAGGGAGGCAUGGGAGCCGCGGUCGAGGCUGAGGGCACAAUCAAGUUUGAGUUCUUCUCCGAUGGUUGGGACUCACGAGUCCCGAACGUGAAUCUUGACGACUACAUGGAUAAGCUUGAGAUGUUGGGCAGAGAGAGCCUUGCUAGUCUGGUUGAGGAACUAGCAGCAAAUGGCCGCCAAGUCACUUACAUCGUUACGAGCCCGUUCACACCAUGGGUGGUUGAUGUGGCCAAGAAGCUUGAGAUCCCUUGUUCAGUGUUGUGGAUCCAAUCUUCGUUAGUCUACAGUUACUAUUAUCGUGUUUUUGGUGGAUCGGGAUCAAAUGGCGAGGUCCCAAUCAAUUUGCCGGGACUGCCUGAGCUGAAUCUCGAGGACUUACCAUCCCUGUCUUUGCCAUCAAACCCAUACAAAACCUUCCCGAGGAUUAUAACUCAGCUUUAUGCAAGACUCGGGGAUGUUAGAAUGGUAUUGGGGAACUCGUUUGAUAACCUAGAACCAGAGGAGAUCCGAUUUGUUGAGGGGCUACACCCAAUAAGACUUGUGGGGUCGCUUGUUCCACAGGUUCUUCUCGAAAGGCCGUAG
Messenger RNA from Amborella trichopoda, 714 nucleotides. RefSeq names its product gallate 1-beta-glucosyltransferase. NCBI's taxonomy places the organism in Eukaryota, Viridiplantae, Streptophyta, Magnoliopsida, Amborellales, Amborellaceae. The record is from RefSeq and is a predicted model, not a curated record. Gene Ontology annotation, molecular function: quercetin 3-O-glucosyltransferase activity; quercetin 7-O-glucosyltransferase activity.